Messenger RNA from Thlaspi arvense, 4845 nucleotides. The record is from the annotation of a GenBank genome assembly. Lineage: Eukaryota; Viridiplantae; Streptophyta; Magnoliopsida; Brassicales; Brassicaceae.
AUGGCGGAGGAGUACAAUGAGGCGUUGUUGGAGAAGCACAAGUACCACGAGGGAUGUCCGGGAUGUAAAGUGGAGCAGAUGAAGCAACUCCGGAGAGGAUAUCCUUACCUCGAGCUUUCCCUCGUUUGGAUCAUCGUCCUCUCCACUUGUAACACCUCUUUCCCUUUAUCUGAUUCUCUAAACACAUUCUCAUUUCACUUUCAUGUCUUUGCAGCUCUGCCGAUUUCCUCACUGUACCCCUUCCUCUAUCAUAUGAUUGGGGAUUUUGGUGUUGCUGAGACGGAGAAAGACAUUGGCUUUUACGCUGGCUUUGUGGGGUGCUCGUUUAUGCUUGGCAGAGCACUGACAUCAGUGUUCUGGGGAGUUGUGGCUGAUCGGUAUGGAAGAAAACCGAUUAUACUCUUGGGAACGAUCACAAUUGCCAUUUUCAAUACUCUUUUUGGCUUAAGCUCAAGCUUUUGGAUGGCAAUUGGCACGAGGUUUCUUCUUGGGAGUUUCAACUGUUUGCUUGGAACAAUGAAGGCCUAUGCAUCAGAGAUAGUUCGCGAUGAAUAUCAAGCUACAGCAAUGUCAGCUGUAAGUACUGCUUGGGGCAUUGGACUGAUCAUUGGCCCUGCUCUAGGGGGCUUUUUAGCACAGCCGGCAGACAAAUAUCCAAAUGUGUUCUCCAAAGGAUCCAUUUUUGGAAGGUUCCGGUACGCCUUGCCUUGCUUUAUCAUAUCAGCUUUUGCAUUGCUUGUGACAGUACUAUGCUGCUUCAUACCGGAAACACUGCACAAUCAUAAAUUGGACAACGCAUCACAUAAUGAUUCAGACGAAAUGGUUGAAGUUGCAUCACGUGAAUCCACUGCUCUCUAUAAGAAUUGGCCCCUUAUGUCUUCUAUCUUUGUGUACUGUGUUCUGUGUCUACAUGAUACUGCAUACUCAGAGAUAUUUUCACUAUGGGCUAACAGUCCAAGGAAAUAUGGAGGUCUGAGCUAUUCAACCAAUGACGUCGGCACAGUUCUUGCUAUCUCAGGUCUCGGCCUAUUCUCCUUCCAGGUUUUUGUUUAUCCUUGGGCCGAGAGACUGCUAGGACCUGUGCUGGUCACCCGUUUUGCUGGGGCCCUGAUGAUACCAAUACAGAUGAGUUAUCCAUUCAUAGCAAAUUUAUCAGGUCUCAGCCUAAGCCUAAUGUUGAACUGUGCAUCAAUCCUCCUAAAUGUGCUAAGUGUGUCUGCCAUAACGGGCUUGUUAAUCCUGCAAAAUAAAGCUGUGGAUCAGAGCCAAAGAGGUGCGGCUAAUGGAAUUGCCAUGACUGCGAUGUCUCUCUUUAAGACCGUUGGACCAGCUGCCGCUGGCAUCUUAUUUUCUUGGAGCGAGAGACGACUAGACGCUGCAUUUCUACCAGGAUCGCAUAUGGUGUUCUUCGUCCUGAAUGUGAUAGUCUUGGUCAGUGUAGCUCUCACGUUCAAGCCUUUUCUAACCACGGCUCGAAGAGGCAAGCUUGGUGAGGUCGUAGAGGAAGCUAUUGGGUGGAUGUUUUGCUCUGUGGCUACUUCAUCGAUGGUGAACUGAAAUAAAGACAAGAUUAAGAUUAAGAUGGGGGUGAAGAAUAAAGAGGUGAUCAGACUGGAGAGAGAAGCUGUGAUCCCAAUUCUAAAGCACAAGCUCACCACUGCCUUGUCCCUUCACUUUGCGGAGAAAUGGGAGAGAGAGGAGUUCCUGAGAUUCUGCAAGAGAGUGGAAUCCACCAUUAGAGCUUGGUACCACCUUCACUUUGAGGAUCUUAUGCAACUGUAUUCACUCUUUGAGCCCAUCCGUGGCGCUCACAGGCUUCAGCAACAGAAUUUAUCUCCUGAGGGAAUCGAUGCUCUUGAACACCAGUUUCUUCUUCAUUUGUUCGAGGUCAUGGAGAAGAGCAACUUCAAAGUGAUAACUAAUGAAGAAAUACAAGUAGCUCUCUCUGCUCAGUAUCGUCUCAAUCUUCCUAUUGUAGUUAAUGAAACCAAGCUUGAUACAAGGUUGUUGACAAGAUUCUUCUCCAAGUUUCCCAGCGAUGAUCUUCCUCAUUUUGCUAAUAAGUAUAUAAUAUUCAGACGUGGGUUUGGGAUAGAUCAUAUGAAAGCUUACUUCUUCCUAGCCAAAGUAAAUACAAUCCUUGUCCGUAUUUGGAAAUGUCUACUCACCAUCACAUGCUUAAAAGGACUUGUAUAUGGGAAGAAGAAUGAAACAGGGCUUUCAGAACAAAUAGAUAUUAGCAUCGAAACAGAGAAGGAUAGUUUAUACAUCGAACGAAUCCGCAUAGAGAAGCUGAAGCUCAGUCUCUCCAACUUGAUGAAAAAGAUAACCAUCCAAGAGCCCACCUUUGAGAGAAUUAUUGUAGUAUACAGGAGAGUUUCAGGGAAGAGAGAAUCAGAAAGGAACAUAUAUGUGAAACACUUCAAGAGCAUUCCUAUGGCUGAUAUGGAAAUUGUGCUUCCAGAGAAGAAAAAUCCAGGUCUUACGCCACUGGACUGGGUCAAGUUUCUUGUCUCUGCUGCCAUUGGACUGGUCACAGUGGUUAGUUCAGUGAGCCUAAAAAAAACUGACAUCAGAGUCAUUGCUGCCAUACUUAGCACGGUCGUGGCCUACUGCGUUAAAACAUAUUUCACGUUCCAGAGAAACUUGGUAGAUUAUCAGAGCCUUAUCACAAGAUCUGUGUAUGAUAAGCAGCUAGACAGUGGAAGAGGCACUCUGCUUCACCUCUGCGAUGAAGUCAUCCAACAAGAGGUUAAAGAGGUCAUUAUUUCCUUCUUCAUGCUGAUAAAGCAAGGGCGUCCCACGAGCAAGGAGGAGCUUGACAUGCAAAGUGAAGCAUUCAUCAAAGAAGAAUUCAACGAAAGUUGCAAUUUCGAUGUGGAUGAUGCUGUCAAGAAGCUUGAGAAGCUUGGACUUGUCUCUCGUGAUUCAGAAGACAAGUAUAGAUGCGUGAAUAUGAAGGAAGCAAACGAGAUAAUGGGAACAACGACGGAAGAGAUGGUACUCAAGGCAAGAAGAGGUGGUGAAUAUGAAGAUGAAGAGGCAGCAGAGACUGAGCCACGGAUGAAUCCUCAAGAUGAACUCACAGCAAAGGAAGAACGUUAUCAAUCUCAAUUAGACGAGUUCGAGACCUUGUGGUUGUAAAAAGAUUUGACGUCAUUCAAGACAAAUAAAUUUGAUAUUGUAUUAAAGAAAAAGAAAAAAAGACAUAAAGGCAGACAAAUUAAUUGAAAGGACCCAUCAACAAUGAGUCCACCACAUUUCACAUUUCACACUAAAUGAAUUCUCCCUUAAUUAUUUCAUACAUAAUUUAUAUUAAAAUGAAAAACAUAAGACUCGAUGAUGGAAAGUAUGUGUAGGUAGGUAGGCAUAUAAGAGGAGAGCGCUCUGUUCAAACAGGGACGCUGUGCAAGACGACUGUCUCUACGGUGAGACCUGGUCCGAAACCAAACAAGACACCCCACUCCAACCCUUCUCCUGUCGUGGCCACACCAUCCUCCUUGGACUUCCUCCUCAUCUCGUCCAUAAUGAAGAGAACGCACGCGCUCGACAUGUUUCCGUACUCGCUCAGCACGUGACGCGUGGCCCUCAUCUUCUCUUCCUUGAGUCCUAGCUUUAACUCAACCUGGUCCAGGAUCGCAGGACCUCCAGGGUGAGCUAUCCAAAAGAGAGAGUUCCAGUCACUUAUCCCGAGCGGUUUAAACGCUUCUUCUAGACUCUUCUCUAUGUUCUUCGAGAUGAGCCCAGGGACGUCCUUGAGGAGAUGGAAGGUGAGCCCAACUUCCCUCAAGUGUCCAUCUAUGGCUCCGUCCGAGUCUGGGAGGAUGGUCUGUGCAGCAGACACCAUCUCGAAGAUAGGCUUCUCUCCCACGGAGGCAUCAGGGUCCGCACCAACAAUGAGCGCGGCAGCACCGUCACUGAAGAGAGCCUGACCAACGAGGGAGUCGAGGUGUGUGUCAGAGGGGCCACGGAAGGUGACGGCUGUGAUCUCGGAGCAGACGACAAGGACACGAGCACCACGGUUAUUCUCAGCGAGGUCCUUGGCGAGUCGGAGGACAGUGCCGCCGGCGUAGCAACCUUGCUGGUACAUCAUGAGACGCUUGACGGAAGGGCGAAGACCGAGGAGCUUGGUGAGCUGGUAGUCAGCACCAGGCAUGUCAACUCCGGAUGUAGUGCAGAAGACGACGUGGGUGAUCUUGGACUUGGGCUGACCCCACUCCUUGAUGGCCUUCACUGCCGCCUCUUUCCCUAGCUUAGGGACCUCGACCACCACGAUGUCCUGCCUCACAUCAAGAGAAGGAGCCAUGUAGGCGCACAUGUCCGGAUUCUCCUUCAGGAACUCCUCCGUCAGGUGCAUGUGCCGUUUCCGUAUCAUCGACUUGUCGCCUAUGCGCUUGAACUUCUCCUUGAGGUCAGUCAUGUGCUCACUGUUGGUGAUGCGGAAGUAGUAGUCCGGAUACUCUGCCUGGAUCACAUGGUUCGCAGGGUUGGCCGUGCCUAUCCCCAAGAUGCCUGCGGGGCCAUCCGCUCUCUGUGCCUUUCUGAUCUCUUCCAACGACGGUUGUGUACCCAUCACCAUCUUUUACAAUUCAAGUCUUUUAGAGUUUGAUCGAUGAGUGAGAUUGUGUACUAUGCAAGUUAUGUAUAUUUGAUGGCAAGCGGAGAGUGGGAGUUUAUAUUAACGAGAGAAAGGGAGAAGAGAGAGUGUGGUAGGUUAGAUGGACGGGCAGAUGAAGCACUACGUGUCUAUGUGUUAGCUCCCUUUUAUGUGGUUCUCCUUCUUGCUUCCCUUUUAUUUCGUUACUUACCAAGAAUAUUGAAUGGUGGUUUUUUUAUUGAUUUUAC